This is a messenger RNA of Ailuropoda melanoleuca (giant panda), 597 nucleotides long. Its product is annotated as 40S ribosomal protein S12-like. Gene Ontology annotation, biological process: translation. The record is from RefSeq and is a predicted model, not a curated record. Gene Ontology annotation, molecular function: structural constituent of ribosome. The transcript is spliced from 2 exons. Gene Ontology annotation, cellular component: ribosome. The coding region runs from base 1 to 597 and encodes 198 amino acids. Lineage: Eukaryota; Metazoa; Chordata; Mammalia; Carnivora; Ursidae.
AUGCACCAGGGACGGCAUCCGGGAGGAGGGGGCCUCCUCGCCCUCGUUUGUGGCCUGGUGGCAGUGGCAGCAGGCUGCGGAGGGACUGGAGAAGCCGGCCUGGCCCACGUGGAGGCUGAAGGAAGUAUAAUAAAUAGCCAGCUCUUUGCAGAGGCUCGAGUGCAUUCAAGACUCAGCUCCAGCCCUGGCCCCGAGGAAGGCCCUGCUGCCGGAGGUGUCCUGGACGUUAAUACUGCUUUACAAGAGGUGCGGAAGCCCGCCCUCACGCAGGAUGGCCCACUACCGGGAAUUCGCAAAAGCUGCCAGAGCCUUCGACAAGGCCAAGCCCAUCUUUGUGUGUUUGCAUCCAACUGUGACGAGCCUGUGUAUGUCCAGUUGGUGGAGGCCCUUUGUGCCGAACACCAAAUCAACCUAAUUAAGGUUGAUGACAACAAGAAACGAGGGGAGAGAGGAGUGCUCUGCAGAACGGACACAGGGGGAGAGCCCCCCGGCAAAGUGCUGGCUUGCAGCUGUGCUAUAGUGAAGGACGACGGCAAAGAGUCUCAGGCCAAGGAUGUCAUGGAGGAGUACUUCAAAUGCGAGAAACGAACAAAUUAA